This is a messenger RNA of Baudoinia panamericana UAMH 10762, 2888 nucleotides long. RefSeq lists its product as uncharacterized. Gene Ontology annotation, biological process: rRNA processing. Lineage: Eukaryota; Fungi; Ascomycota; Dothideomycetes; Mycosphaerellales; Teratosphaeriaceae. Gene Ontology annotation, cellular component: nucleus. The record is from RefSeq and is a predicted model, not a curated record. Gene Ontology annotation, molecular function: ATP binding; nucleic acid binding; RNA helicase activity. The coding region runs from base 44 to 2572 and encodes 842 amino acids. The transcript has a single exon.
AUUGCAAUGACUCGACAACGUAACCUCAGGUGACGGUUUGGGGAUGGCGGCGUACACGACAGGCCGGACGAGGCCGACGAAGCCGAAGAAGCAACAGCGCACGAACGAAAGGAAGCGCAAACGAGACGACGUCGAUGUGGAAGCGCUGGAAGAAGGCGUGGCGCAACUCGAUGCGAAGAGCAGCUACACCUCCUUCGCCGACCUUCCCCUCUCGGCACCGACGCAAGAAGGGCUGAAGAGCGCCGCCUUCUCCACCUUAACCGAUAUCCAAGCCAAAGCCAUCCCACUCGCCCUCAAAGGCAGCGACAUCCUCGGCGCGGCCAAGACGGGCAGCGGCAAGACCUUAGCCUUCCUCAUCCCCGUGUUGGAGAAUCUCUACCGCGCGCAAUGUAUUGGUGCAGACGCAGGUCUAGGCGCGAUGAUCAUCACGCCGACACGUGAACUCGCGAUCCAGAUCUUCGAAGUCUUGCGCACAAUCGGACGGAAAGGCCAUCUUUUCGCCGCCGGCCUAGUAAUAGGCGGCAGAGGUCUCAAGGAAGAACGUGAUGCCCUAUCACGAAUGAAUAUCGUCGUCUGCACCCCCGGCCGCAUUCUGCAGCACCUCUCCCAAACCGCCGCCUUCAACGUUGAUAACCUCCGCAUGCUCGUGCUCGAUGAAGCCGACCGAAUCUUGGACAUGGGCUUUCAAACCGACCUCGACGCUAUAAUCACAUACCUACCCAGAGAUAGACAAACGCUCCUCUUCAGCGCGACGCAAACAAAACGCAUCUCCGACCUCGCCCGCCUGAGCCUUCACGAACCCGAAUACAUCGCCGUGCACGAAUCCGCCAGCACCGCCACCCCGAGCACCCUCCAACAAAACUAUGUUCUAACCCCGUUACCCGAAAAGCUAAACACACUCUACUCCUUCCUCACAACAACAAAGCAAGCCAAAGUCCUCGUCUUCCUCUCCUCCGGCAAACAAGUCCGUUUCGUCUACGAAUCCUUCCGACGAAUGCAACCCGGUAUCCCACUCCUACACCUCCACGGCCGACAAAAACAAGGCGCCCGUCUCGAGAUCACCGAGAAAUUCCGACGAGCAAAGUUUUCCUGCCUCUUCGCCACCGACGUCGUGGCAAGAGGACUAGACUUUCCAGCGGUAGACUGGGUAGUCCAAGUCGAUUGUCCCGAAGACGCGGAAACGUAUAUCCACCGUGUAGGCCGCACGGCCCGCUUCAACGCCGCGGGACGCGCUGUCCUCUUUUUAGAUCCGAGCGAAGAAGCAGGGAUGUUGAAACGACUAGAAGCGAAACGGGUUCCAAUCGAGCGGAUCAACGUGAGAGCGAAGAAACAGACGAGUAUCACGCAACAACUCCAGAGUUUCUGUUUCCAGGACCCGCAGCUGAAGUAUCUAGGGCAGAGGGCUUUUGCUAGUUAUGUGAGGAGUUUGUAUGUGCAGAAGGAUCGCGAGGUGUUCAAACUACAGGACUAUGAUCUUGAAGGGUUCGCGGCGAGUUUGGGGUUACCGGGUGCGCCCAGGAUUAAGUUCUUGAAGGCGGAUGAGGGAGCUGUUAAGCAGAGGAAGAAUGCUAGUCGGCAGGCUAUGGUUGUUGAAGGCGGUGACGGCAGUGGCGCAGAAGAGGAUGGGGAAGGCAUGAAGGAGAAGGAGAGGGUGAGGACGAAGUAUGAUCGAAUGUUUGAGAGGAGGAAUCAGAAUGUACUGGCUGAGCAUUAUGCGAAGAUGGUUAGGGAUGAGGGAGGGGAGGGUGAUGGCGGUGAGGUUGAUGGAAAAGGCCUAGAGCGCAAGCAUGCUCGCGCCGACAGUGAUGACGACGAUGAUUUGUUCGACGUCAAACGUCGCAUCCCGGCCGAUUCAGAUUCCGACUCCGAUCCUGCUGAUGACGAUGACGAAGCACGACCGCAACCGGAAGCUGCAACAGCAACACGGACGGAGUCGGGUGCGAAGAGUGUUCUGAUACCUGGCGCCCGCGCCCCUCUAAUCCUGGACUCCAAACGUCGCGAAAAGCUACUCAAAUCGAAGAAAAAGCUUCUCAAGCUUAAAGACCACGGGAGUAAACUCGUCUUCGACGAUGACGGGAAUGCACACCAGAUCUACGAACUCGAAGAUGAAGCCGCGUUCAAAGCAAAAGGUCUGCCGGAAGUGCAGAGGGAGAGAUUUGUCAGUCAGGAGGGUGAGAGGGUUAGGGAGGCGGAUGUGCAGGAUCGGGAGAUUGUUAGGGAGAAGAGGAGGGCGAGGAGGGAGAAGAGGAAGCAACGGGAGAGGGAGGAGGAGGAAGGAGAGGGAGUCGGUGCGGGUGCGGUGUUGGAUGGGGGAGGGGAGGAUGGGUAUGCGAAUUUCCUUGCUGAUGCGGAGGCUGCUGCUGCCGCUGAGGACAGUGAGGAGGACAGGCGCGGAGGGGAUGGUGGGGACGGUGGAGAGAGCGAGGAGGAAGAUGAAGAGAGACCGAGGAAGAAGGGGCGGAAGUGGUUUCAGCGGGACGUGCCGGAGAGGGAGGAUUCUACUGGGCGCAAUGGGAGGGAGAUUGAGACGUUUGAGCAGCUUGAGGCGGAGGCGGCGAGGGUGUUGGGGUGAAUGUGGCUUCGUGCCUUACCUCUACUUCAUCGAAAACAUGUUGUUUACCAGCGUUUGACAUGCUCGAUGCAUUUCCGCUGCCAGCAUACCGUUGCAUUUCCUAGCCGGUUUUGCUUUCCAUCCUUCAGCUGGAAGCUAGUUUUCCACAUUCACUCCACCAGCGGGCUCUGGGGCAGCUCACUUCUUACUGCCCGCGUCGAUGGCGAUGUGUGGUGUGGCCUCGAAAAGUGUGUGGUAAUGACGAACUCGGACAUAUCCGCAACAUCCGCAUAAGUAGAGCAGAUGCACGAUUAAUCGCUUCGGAACACAGUAUCUG